AUGAAGCCCAGUGGCCUCCUCCUUCUGGCGCUUCUUGUCCUGGGAACCCUGGCACCGUGGGCUGUGGAAGCUGCUGGAGAUGCUGUGAAGGCUGGCGGCUGCCCUAGGGUACCACUAGCCAAGUGUAUUCGGUUUGAGGACCCUGAAUGCCAGAAUGACUGGCAGUGCCCAGGAGAGAAGAGAUGUUGCCCUGGUCUGUGCGGAGUCCAAUGCCUGGACCCUGUGAAACUCUCAAACCCAGUGAAUAAGCCUGGCCAGUGUCCGGCAGUGUAUGCAGAGUGCAAGAUGCCAAACCCUCCCAACCACUGUGAGACAGAUGGCGAGUGCGUGGACAACCUCAAGUGCUGCAAGGGCAUGUGUGGCAAAGCUUGCAUUGCCCCUGUGAUGGACAAAUCUUAGGAAGAAAAAAGU
Messenger RNA from Talpa occidentalis (Iberian mole), 411 nucleotides. RefSeq names its product antileukoproteinase-like. The record is from RefSeq and is a predicted model, not a curated record. Bases 1 to 399 code for a protein of 132 amino acids. NCBI's taxonomy places the organism in Eukaryota, Metazoa, Chordata, Mammalia, Eulipotyphla, Talpidae. Gene Ontology annotation, cellular component: extracellular region. The transcript has 4 exons. Gene Ontology annotation, biological process: innate immune response; antibacterial humoral response. Gene Ontology annotation, molecular function: peptidase inhibitor activity.